Molecule: messenger RNA, 1265 nt
Organism: Papaver somniferum (opium poppy)
Lineage: Eukaryota; Viridiplantae; Streptophyta; Magnoliopsida; Ranunculales; Papaveraceae
Exons: 8
Coding region: 250-1146 (298 amino acids)
Biological process (GO): developmental process involved in reproduction
Source: RefSeq, a predicted model, not a curated record
ACUUGCCCUUCGGUUUCCCACAAUAAGAAAAAAACCUUAGCCCUAAGUCCAAACCCCAUUCAAAAAUUCGUUCAAUCUUCCGAAUCCCGCCUAAAAAACUUCCUCGAAAUCUUUCUUUCUAGUGCGAAGCAUCAGGGUGCUCUGAAACUCUAAGCAAUUCUUUAUAUCCUAACCCCCAUAGUGUAGGUGAAUUUUAGGUUGUCUUCUUUAUUUGUCGGAUUCACUUGUUCUGCUAAUUUCUCAAGGAAAAUGGAGAAUCUUUACUCCAAACUCUACGAUAAAUACAACAAACUAAAGACAAGAAAGGAUUCAGAUCUCGAUCGUUAUAAUCAUGACCAAGAAGUGAAAUUCACUGAUUACAUGGCUGCUGUUGAGGAGUUAGUAAAUUGCCUGAGAAGUGAAAAUGAUAGGAUUGUUACUAAGAAUCAAGACUUAAUGAAUGAAUUAGCAUCAGUAAGAGCCGAUAGAUCUGACAAGGAAGAGUUAUGCGUCCAGUACAAAAAGCUUUUAACUGAAGAAACCAGAAAGGGAAAAGAGCUUUCUGAAGAAGUAGAAAAGCUACGCAAUCUGCAGCAAGAGGGGCUCUCCUGCAGUGCCAGGGUUCGGUACAAUGAAAAUGGGCAAAUGGAAUCCCCUAGAGGAACUUAUCUUGAGUCAGGACAGAUAUCCAGCGUCAGCACCAGGAAAAGGCAUUCAACCGAUGAAGACCCAAACAGCAGAGGGAAGCUUCCUGUGGUAACAGGAACAGAAAAAGAUUCACAUAGGGGCUUACGUUCUGACAAUGAUCAAAGCAUUCAAAAGGAAAGUUGCUGCGGGAAAGUCAUCAGUUCAGGGGACUCAAUCAAUGCCAAUUGCGUGUUUCACACCCUAAUGGAAUUUCUAAUUGGCAUGAAAUUUGAAUUUGUUACUAAAGCGGAUGGGCCGUGUCUUUCUGCACUUCAUCAAUCAAGUGGGUAUUCAUUCACCUUAAUGUGGCUCACUAAAGCGUCUGAGAAUGAACCUCUGGAGCUACUGUACCAUGUCCUAUCUUUAGGGACUUUUGAAAGGAUUGCGCCAGAGUGGAUGAGGGAGGACUUAAGUUUUAGCUCAAGUAUGUGCCCUGUGUUCUUCAAGAGGGUAUCCUCGGUUAUUGGAUUGCAUUUGUAAUGUUUCUAUAGGUGGUGUUUGUGUUCUUUUAAGCAUCUGUAUCUAAUUCGAUGGAAUCCGAGGUUUGAAUUAUGCCGGAUCUUGAUUUAUCUUUUAGUUUGUGAAAGCAUACUUCACUA